AUGGGAAUGGGGUCAGACCACAAUGUCACCCGCCGAGAACAGUACCCCAAGCACUUGGACAACAUCAUAACCCUUCUCACCGAGGUACUCAGCAUCUUCCCAGCUAGCUCGGUCCAGGUUGUGUCGAUGAUAGUGGCCCUCUUCAGGCCAGUCAUCACCAGCCUGCGAGCAGUGGGGGUGAACAUCCUGGUUCAUACUGAGGAGAACCUGGAUAGCAUCCAGGCCCUGGUGGACCAGCUCCAGGAGAAAGCCAGGGAGGGCACCUUGAAGUCAGACAGCUACUCCUUCAUCACCCCAGAAGGGGACGCUCCGCCUGGGGAGGCCGACUUCAGGACCCUGUCCAUCUAUCCCACCCCCGAAGAUUUCCAUCAGUUCGAGAAGCCGUUCCUCAGGCCCAACCUCACGUCCCAUCGCUAUGGCAGCGCUAUGCUGUACCUGGACACUCACUUCCGGCUCAUGCGGGAGGACUUUGUGAGGCCUCUCCGAGAGGGCAUCCAGGAGCUGUUACAUAGCCUGCAGGACACGGACAAUAAAGUCCAGCUGAAGAUGAGGCGCUUUGACGACAUCAGGGUGUAUUUUGACACCAGAAUUGGGGUUCCGGUGUGCACUUCGUCGGGUUUAACCUAUAAGGUCCACUUUGAUUCAAAACCACUGAAGUCUAUCCGCUGGGAGAACUCCAAGCGGCUGAUCUACGGCUCGUUGGUCUGCAUGUCCUGUGACAACUUUGUCACUUGCCUGUUUGCCACUGUGUCGGACCGGGACCCCAAGGAGCUAAAGAAAGGCUUUGUCCAGCUCCAUUUGUCGGCAGAGAGCAGGCGAGCCCUGGCCGGACUGGAGACACGUCAGCCCUUCCUCAUGGUGGAGACCACUGCCUACUUCGAGGCCUACCGCUACGUCCUCGAAGGGCUGCAGGAACUGGAGGUAGAGGACCUGCCCUUCCUGAGGUACAUAGUAGAAUGCAGCGCAGAUGUCCAUCCGCCCGCCUACCUGCACAGGGCGGACAGUUACAACCUGUCUGCAAUCGCCAGGCCCAAGUUUAUGAAGAGCAUCCAUCCCUUCCGCGCCCUGGACCCCGCGGCCUGGCCCCCCAGGGAGCAGCUGGGACUGGAUGAGUCCCAGAUGAGAGCCCUUCAGCUCGCCCUCACCAAGGAGCUGGCCAUCAUCCAGGGGCCGCCAGGCACAGGAAAAACGUACACAGGACUGAAGAUCGCUGAAGCUUUGUUGACCAAUCAGGAGUUGUGGAGUGAUGACCUUGGCCCCUCCCCGAUGCUGGUCGUGUGUUACACCAACCACGCUCUGGAUCAAUUCCUAGAAGGCAUCCAUGGGUUUUUACCCAACGGUAUUGUGAGAGUGGGGGGUCGUAGCAGCAGUGAGGUACUGAAGCGCUUCACUCUGAGGGAGCUGAAGAUGUCCAAAAAGACCCAGCUACCAAAACACCUUCGCCGCGCCAACGGCGAGAUUUAUGAUGCACUGCGGACAGAAGAGUCCAAAAUCCAGGAUCACUGGGCCCAGAUGGAGUGCAGCCUGCAAGGCGUCUUGAGGGAGAAACUCCUCAAAACGUUCAUGUCAGAGAGACACUGGGAAAGCCUGAUGUUCAACUCUGGUCUCUAUGGCGGGAUGUCAAUUCUGAUGGAGUGGCUGGGAGUUGGUUCCACUGCUUUCCAGCAGAUGGCACCAGAUCCUCAAAAUGGAAAUACAGAUGAGGAGAUGGAUGAGGCUGAGAACGAGGAAGAAGAAGACCUGAUUGAGAUAGCAGAGGAGGCAGAUCUGAUUCAGCAGGAACGCUUCGUGGAAGACUUGGACACAGGGGAAGACUUGCACGCAGGGGAUGGCCGGGACGAUAAUCGGAAAAAGACAAAGGACUUUAUCAGGGAUAUGUCGAAUCUGAUGCUGGCCAUGAACCUGGAGGACAGUGGGAUACAACCAGAACAGAAUCACGAAGUCUGGGAGAUGCAACGCAAGCAAAAGAAGAAGAUGAAACGUCAUAUCAGCAGGGAGCUCGGCAAGAGCUCGGCCAUGACGGAGGUGGAGGAAGACACCACCCUGAACGUGUGGACCCUCAGCCAGCCAGACAGAUGGCGGCUUUACCGAUUAUGGGUUGGGCGUUUCCGUGCGGACCUGGUCUUGCGAGCCCAGGAGGCGGAGCAGCGCUAUCAGGACACCUCGGAUCGUCUGGCCGAGAUCCGUGUCCGUGAGGACAUAUGUGUUCUGCAGGGCGCCAAGGUCAUUGGCAUGACAACCACGGGGGCUGCUAGGUGCCGGAAAGUUUUGCAGGAAGUGCGUCCCCGCCUGGUGAUUGUGGAGGAGGCCGCAGAGGUGCUGGAGGCUCACACCAUCACCACUCUGAGUCAGGCGUGCCAGCACCUGAUCCUCAUCGGAGACCAUCAGCAGCUCCGGCCCAGCGCAACAGUGUACGAUCUUGCCCGAAACUUCAACCUUGAGGUGUCCAUGUUUGAAAGGCUGGUCAAGAUGGACUUUCCAUAUGUCAAACUUAACUAUCAGCAUCGUAUGAGGCCAGACAUUGCCCGUCUGUUGGUCCCUCAUAUCUACACUGAGCUAGAGAACCACCCCUCUGUGAUGGAGUAUGAUAACAUCAAGGGGCUUCAGUCAAACAUGUUCUUUGUGGACCAUAACCACUAUGAGAAACACAUCAAUGAUAGCAAGAGUCACCAGAACCUUCACGAGGCCCAGUUUGUGGUGGCGCUGUGUCGGUAUCUCCUGUUACAGGAAUACAAUCCAUCCCAGAUCACCAUUCUCACCACUUACACAGGCCAGCUCUACUGUCUGCGAGACCUCAUGCCAGCGAAAGAGUUUAAAGGGGUCAAAGUUCAUGUUGUGGACAAAUAUCAAGGGGAGGAGAAUGACAUUGUCCUGUUAUCCCUGGUGCGAAGUAACAAAGAGGGCAAGGUGGGCUUCUUGAGUAUCCCGAACCGUGUUUGCGUGGCCUUGUCACGGGCUAAGAUGGGCCUCUACUGCAUCGGAAACAUGGCCAUGUUGGGAAAGGUCAAGCCUUGGACUGACAUCCUGCAAACACUGCGAGAGAAAGACCAAGUGGGUAAAGCCCUGACCUUGUGCUGCCAGAACCACCCCGAGCGGCUCACUAAAGCAUCCUGCGCAGAGGACUUCAAAAAUGCUCCGGAGGGAGGCUGCAACCUGCUCUGCGAGUUUCGCUUGGACUGUGGCCACGUAUGUACCAGGGUCUGCCACCCGUACGACCAAGAGCACAAAAAGUACAACUGCAUCAAGAAAUGCCCAAAGAUCCUCUGUGAGCUUGGCCAUCCGUGCCCCAAACAGUGCUAUCAGGAGUGCCCUCCUAUCUGCAGGCAGCGGUUGGUGAAGAUCGUGCCACAGUGCCAGCAUAAACAGAUGGUGCCCUGUCACCAGGAUCCAGAGACGUUUGUGUGCCAGGAGCCCUGUGAGAAGAAGCUGACGUGCGGUCAUCAGUGCGCCUCGGUGUGUGGGGAGUCAUGCACCACCGCCUGCAUGGAGACGGUCACCCUGAAGCUCAAGUGCGGUCACCAACAACAAUGUCCCUGUCAUUACAAGACAUCCAUGACACUGCCGGAAUGCACGGCCACCUGCCGCCAGACGCUGAAGUGUGGCCACCCCUGUCCCGGCUCCUGUCGGAGGUGCCACCAGGGUCGCUUCCACGUGGCCUGUUCCCACCGAUGUAGCCGCCUCCUAGUCUGCUCUCAUGAGUGCCAGGAGCCGUGCACGCGUGAAUGCCCGCCUUGUCCAAUGCCCUGCAGGAACCGCUGCGUCCACAGCGCCUGUAUGAGGCCCUGUGGUCAACCCUGCGUCCCCUGCAUCGAGCCCUGCGCCUGGCAAUGCGCGCACCUGCGCUGCAGUAAGCUCUGCCACGAGCCUUGUGACCGCCUGCCGUGCACGCAGCCCUGCAACAAACGGCUGCCGUGCGGGCACCUCUGCAUCGGCCUAUGCGGAGACACCUGCCCGGACGAGUGCCGUGUUUGCCACCCAGAUGAGGUGGGGGAGAUCUUCUUCGGUACGGAGGACGAUGCCGAUGCCUGCUUCAUUCAGCUGGAGGACUGCGGACACUUCUUUGAAUCCACGGCCAUGGACAGGUACAUGGGGAACGACUACACACAACAGGACGCCCGGGAGGAGAUUGCAAUAAAGUUAAAGGAGUGCCCCAGGUGCCGCACCCCGAUUCGGCGGAAUCUCCGAUAUGGGGUUCAUGUCAAUCAGAGUCUGGCGGAAAUUGAGAAAGUGAAGGAGAAGAUUAAUGGGCUUCAGUCAGAUAUUGAGGGACAGAAAUCGAUCCUUAAGCAGCAAUGGAGCGACAACAAAGACUUGAAACAUUUCCUACUGACGGAGUACCUGGUGAUCACGGAGAAGCUGAACGCGUCCCACCUGACAGCCAAGGAGCUGUGGGUCAUAGAGAACCAGAUGUUGUUCCUUGAGAAGCUGCACAAGCUAAAGAGUAGUGUAGGAAACCUGUCAAGUCUAGAAGAUUUUGACUUUGAAGAGAAAGUGGAGGAGUUCCUAUUGUGGCUGAUGGAUCAUAACCAGAAGUUCUCAGAGCAGCAGGCAUCAGAUCUGCAGAAUGAGCUACGGAGACUCUCCUUUUUGGCCGAGCUCAACAUCCGUUGCAAGAAUGCUGGAAACAAAGCCAGUGAUGUCAAAGUUCUGGCUGAGGUCACAGCCAUAAGGACCAUUCUGAAUAGAAUGGCACCAUUCAGUCAGCUAGACGAGAGCUUGGUAAAGCAGGCCCUGAAAGACCUGGAUCAAAAGCUUCCAAAGACUGGCCUGGGGAUCACCGACGAGGAGAGACAAAUGAUCGUGUCGGCCAUGAUGUUGCCCAAAGGGCACUGGUACAAGUGCCCCAACAAUCAUGUCUAUGCCAUCGGGGAAUGUGGCGGCGCAAUGGAGAGUCGUAGCUGCCCAGAGUGCAAAGCGACAAUUGGAGGGGCCAACCAUGCUCUGGUCAGUGGCAACACUGUGGCGUCAGAGAUGGAUGGGGCGCAACACGCAGCCUGGUCGGAAGCUAACAACGUUCUGAACUUCGACUUGAGGAACUUGGCUGAUUGA
Molecule: messenger RNA, 5049 nt
Organism: Esox lucius (northern pike)
Lineage: Eukaryota; Metazoa; Chordata; Actinopteri; Esociformes; Esocidae
Gene: znfx1
Product: zinc finger, NFX1-type containing 1
Exons: 13
Coding region: 1-5049 (1682 amino acids)
Biological process (GO): regulatory ncRNA-mediated heterochromatin formation
Cellular component (GO): nucleus; nuclear RNA-directed RNA polymerase complex
Molecular function (GO): zinc ion binding; helicase activity
Source: RefSeq, a predicted model, not a curated record